AUGAAAAAGCAUCGACUAACAAUUUAUAUUCAAGUUCUUAAUGAAAAAGCAAAUACUUGUAACAAAUUUGCUUUAUGUAAAGCAUGUAUCGAUAAAGUUUCUCGUGAAUAUGCUUAUAGUAAUAAAAUAGUUAACACAAAAAAAUGUGUUAAAAGUCAUUUAUCCAAGUGUGAGAAUUUUUUUGCUAUAUAUGGAGAGGAAAAAGGUUUAGAAAUUCUUCAGGAUACUGAUAGUGAAACAACUAAAGCUCAAAAUAUUUCAAGCAAAAAACGUAGUAAAACUUUUUUUGAAAAUGAUAACUUUAUUAUAAAAUUAAGUGAAGAUAAAUGUGAUUCAGAUAAUGAAAGUGUUAUAACAUUCAAUUCUAAUGCUACCAAUAAUGAACAGGUAAUAAGAGGUGAAAAUUGGGAUACAAUUUUAACUAUAUGGAAUAAGAUGUUAGAUGCAGAAGAAAAUGCGGAACGUCAAAUGAAAUAUGAAGAUAUGCUUGAAAAUAAUAAUAAUUUUGGUGAUGACAUAGCUUCAGCUUAUUUUUCUAACUGA
Messenger RNA from Funneliformis caledonium, 543 nucleotides. NCBI's taxonomy places the organism in Eukaryota, Fungi, Glomeromycota, Glomeromycetes, Glomerales, Glomeraceae. The record is from the annotation of a GenBank genome assembly.